Molecule: messenger RNA, 641 nt
Organism: Acomys russatus (golden spiny mouse)
Lineage: Eukaryota; Metazoa; Chordata; Mammalia; Rodentia; Muridae
Gene: Il17b
Product: interleukin 17B
Exons: 3
Coding region: 1-567 (188 amino acids)
Biological process (GO): inflammatory response
Cellular component (GO): extracellular region
Molecular function (GO): cytokine activity
Source: RefSeq, a predicted model, not a curated record
AUGCUAAGGCACAGCCAGCUGGGGGCCCGAGGCUCCCAGCUGACACUGCUCCUUCUUGCCAUCUCUGUUUUCCUGGGGCCAAGCCAGUCCCGGAACACCAAAGGCAAAAGGAAGGGGCAAGGCAGGCCUGGCCCCUUGGCCCCUGGGCCUCACCAGGUGCCACUGGACCUGGUGUCUCGAGUAAAGCCCUACGCUCGCAUGGAAGAGUAUGAGAGGAACCUUGGAGAGAUGGUGGCCCAGCUGAGGAACAGCUCUGAGCCUGCCAAGAGAAAAUGCGAAGUCAACCUGCAGCUGUGGCUGUCCAACAAGAGAAGCCUGUCUCCUUGGGGCUACAGCAUCAACCACGACCCCAGCCGCAUCCCUGCGGACUUGCCCGAGGCGCGUUGUCUAUGUCUGGGCUGCGUGAACCCCUUCACCAUGCAGGAGGACCGCAGCAUGGUGAGCGUGCCGGUGUUCAGCCAGGUGCCUGUGCGCCGCCGUCUCUGUCCGCCACCUCCGCGCCCCGGGCCCUGCCGUCAGCGCGUCGUCAUGGAAACCAUCGCUGUGGGUUGCACCUGCAUCUUCUGAGCCACCAACCCAACCCGCUGGCCAAUGCAACCCCUCCCUCCCUGCACCCACUGUGACCCUUAAGGCAGAUCAAC